AAUUGGCAUUUCCUAGUCAGCCCAGUGUCAGUGGUCGGUGUGUUGUAGCUCAGAGGCGCGCCAUGCAGCAGUAGAUGCGACUGUCCUGAAGUCGGUGCGAUUGUGCCAUCUGCACGUGCACAAGUGUACGACCCCCCCUGCUGCCCGUGUGGCCGCUCAUUCGCUGCCCAUUGUUGGAAGACUUGCCACCAUGCUGCUGGACGCCGGAGCCCAAUACCCAGCGAUCGGAGUGACGACUUUCGGUUCCUCCAGGCACCACUCGGCUGGCGAUGUGACGGAUCGAGAGGUGGCCCUGGGCAUCAAUCCCUUCGCAGACGGCAUGGGAGCUUUCAAACUCAACCCGAGUAGCCACGAUCUCGCCUCAGGUCAGACCGCUUUCACUUCGCAGGCUCCGGGCUACGCUGCGGCCGCUCUGGGGCACCAUCAUCACCCGGGACAUGUCAGCUCUUACUCCAGCGCUGCCUUUAACUCCACCCGGGACUUUCUCUUCCGCAACCGGGGCUUCGGGGAGGCCGCCAGCGCCCAGCACAGUCUAUUCGCCUCCGCCGCGGGGGGCUUCCCCGGACCCCAUGGGCCCCACGCUGAUACCACGGGCCACUUGAUUUUCCCUGGACUCCACGAGCAAGCAGCCAGCCACGCUUCUCCCAAUGUGGUGAACGGACAGAUGAGGCUGGGCUUCUCGGGGGACAUGUAUGGCAGGCCCGACCAGUACGGACAGGUGACUAGCCCCAGGUCUGAGCAUUAUGCCUCCAGCCAACUGCACGGCUACGGCCCUAUGAACAUGAACAUGGCUGCCCACCAUGGAGCAGGGGCUUUCUUCCGUUACAUGAGGCAGCCCAUCAAGCAAGAGCUCAUCUGCAAAUGGAUUGAGCCCGAGCAGUUGGCCAACCCCAAAAAGUCGUGCAACAAAACUUUCAGUACCAUGCACGAGCUGGUCACCCAUGUUACUGUGGAGCACGUUGGGGGCCCAGAGCAGUCCAACCACAUCUGUGUCUGGGAAGAAUGUCCAAGAGAAGGGAAACCUUUCAAGGCCAAAUACAAACUGAUCAACCACAUCAGAGUGCACACAGGCGAAAAGCCUUUCCCUUGCCCCUUCCCUGGAUGUGGCAAAGUCUUUGCGCGAUCAGAAAAUCUCAAGAUCCACAAAAGAACUCACACAGGUGAAAAACCCUUUAAGUGCGAGUUUGAAGGCUGUGACAGACGAUUUGCCAAUAGCAGUGAUCGUAAAAAGCACAUGCACGUUCAUACAUCGGACAAGCCGUAUCUGUGUAAAAUGUGCGACAAGUCGUACACCCACCCCAGCUCCCUCAGGAAGCACAUGAAGGUCCACGAAGCAUCUUCCCAAGGGUCUCAGCCUUCCCCAGCAGCAAGUUCAGGCUAUGAAUCUUCAACGCCCCCAACAAUCGUUUCUCCUUCUGCAGAAAACCAGAGCACAAGUUCCUUAUCCCCCAGCUCCUCAGCAGUACAUCACACGUCCAAUCACAGCACGCUCUCGUCAAAUUUUAACGAAUGGUACGUUUAAACACAUAUUUAAAACAAAAAAGACUUCAAAUAAAUGAACACUUCCAAGGUAAUAUCCUAAAGCUGCCAAUAGAACCGGGACCGAAUAAAAUGAAGAAUGAGACCUUUUUUUUUAAAUUCCUGCAGGCUUGGUAAGAGAGAAAAAAAAAAAAACCACCCAAGGAUUUUUUUAAAAAAAAUAAAAAUUAUGAAAAGACCAGGCCAAAUGCCAACUGUGUAGGUUUCUGAUGAACCACUAAUUAAAGGUCUCAAUCUGCAUGUCUCAUCGGGCAGCCAUGGCCUUUUUUUUUUUGUAAAUACAGAAUUAUUAGUUAAAAAACAAAUGUACUGUUGAUUUUGUAAAUAGUUAUAUUACAACCGAAAAGGGAUCUGUGGAAUUGUGGUCACUGCAUAUUUGUGUUGGGAGAGGGAGGGGUAACAGGGAGGACGACAUUUAUUUGGAUGGAAAGAAUGUACUAGUGAAUAUGUACCAAAAUGUGAAAUACCUUGUAUUAUUCCAGUCUCAGCGUCCACCUAACAGACUAUUAAUGAUAUAAGUGUGCUUAAUGUAUAAAGUGCAAAAUCUACGUCCCAAAGUCCAGUCUGGUUAGUGCAGUAAAAUGUUGUUUUUUUUUCAAGUCCUGUCAAUAAUUCGUAUAGUGCAAAGCCUGGAAAUCCUUGUCAAACUGUUACACUUUGUUUAUGUAAAGUGAUAUUAUUAAAAGCUAAAACAACAACUCUAUAUAUCUGUCCAUUGCUUUUAAACAAAUACCACAUCCUAAUGUGUAUAUAGUCCAUCAUUUUUCAUAUUUAUCCGCAUGUAAAAAAAAAGGCCGGCUCUACAUGUUAACAGAUAUUCAAUAUUUAUGGAUAGAAAAUAAAAAAAAAUUCGUAUGUAAAA
Messenger RNA from Xenopus laevis (African clawed frog), 2401 nucleotides. RefSeq names its product Zic family member 1 S homeolog (gene zic1.S). Gene Ontology annotation, cellular component: nucleus; cytoplasm. Gene Ontology annotation, molecular function: DNA-binding transcription factor activity, RNA polymerase II-specific; RNA polymerase II cis-regulatory region sequence-specific DNA binding; RNA polymerase II transcription regulatory region sequence-specific DNA binding. NCBI's taxonomy places the organism in Eukaryota, Metazoa, Chordata, Amphibia, Anura, Pipidae. The record is from RefSeq and is marked provisional. Gene Ontology annotation, biological process: regulation of transcription by RNA polymerase II; neural crest formation.